AUGACAGCAACAUCAAAUCCAAAUUCAGACGAAGAACAAUUAUUUCUUGCUACGCUUCAAGAAUGUUUACAGGCUGAUAAUGAAAAACGUACCGCUGCUGAGCAAAUUUAUCAAGAUAUAGUCCAUGAAAAAAAGGCUAUUUUACUUUUGUCUACAUUACGUAAUACAACAAUAAAUGGACCAAUUCGUUCAUUUGCUGCUGUUAUGCUUCGACGUUUAUUUCAAACAGAAUUUGAAAAUUUUUGGUCAAAAUAUUCACUUGAUCAACAAACGGCUGUAAAAAAAGAAUUAAUCGCUCGAAUAACACAAUUAGAUGAUGAUGAAACUAUUCGAAAAAAAGUUUGUUAUAUUGCUGCUGAAUUAGCUAAAAAUUUAAUGGAUGAAAAUGAUCAAUCACAAUGGCCUGAAAUUAUGGAAUUUCUUUUUCAAUCUGCUAAUUCAUCACAUAGUCCAUUAAAAGAAUCUGCUUUAAUUAUUUUCGAAGCUUUUCCUGGUAUAUUUGGAAAUCAAGCUGAACAAUUAACACAAAUAAUUCAUCAAAUUUUUUUAAAUUGUUUAAAUGAUCAAGAUACAAAAGUUCGUUAUACAGCAGCACAAGCUCUUGCUGCUUAUCUUAAACAUAAUUGUGAAAAUACACAAUUACUUAAUAUUUAUCGAGAUUGUUUACCACCUCUUAUUUCGACAGUAACACAUAGUUUGGCCAAUUCGGAUGAUGAUACAGUUCUAAAAGCAUUAAUUGAUAUUGCAGAAAAUGUAGCAAAAUAUCUUCGACCUGCAAUUGAUGAUGUUUUUAAUUUAUGUCUUCAAACAAUGCAACAAAAAGAUGAAUUUGAAGAAUCACGUCGUCAUUUAGCACUUGAAGUACUUGUUACUUUAUCGGAAACAGCAAGUGCAAUGGUUCGAAAAAUUGCUAAGAAAUAUAUGAAUAGACUUGUUCCUCAAUUACUGGAAAUGAUGGUUGAUUUGGAAGAUGAUCCAGAAUGGUCAAUUAAAGAUACAAUUGAAGAUGAAGAAGAUGACAGCAAUGCUGUUGUUGGUGAAAGUUCAUUGGAUCGUCUUGCUUGUGCACUUGGUGGAAAAACUAUGCUUAGUUAUAUAUUAACGACUGUUCAAACAAUGCUUCAAAAUCCUGAUUGGCGUUAUCGUCAUGCUGGUUUAAUGGCAAUAUCAGCUACUGGUGAAGGUUGUCAUAAAGAAAUGUCUGUUUUACUUGAUGAUCUUGUUAAUGGUAUAUUGGUUUUUCUCAAAGAUUCGCAUCCACGUGUUCGAUAUGCAGCUUGUAAUGCAUUAGGACAAAUGUCAACAGAUUUUCAAGGAACAUUUCAAAAAAAAUUUCAUUCAAACGUAAUUCCUGGUCUUCUUUCAAUACUUGAUGAUCAUGAAAAUCCACGAACACAAGCUCAUGGUGGUGCUGCUUUAGUUAAUUUUUCUGAAGAUUGUCCAUCACGUUUACUUAUUGAAUAUUUACCACAAAUUAUUGAUAAAUUAGAACAAGUUUUAAAUCGAAAAUAUCAAGAACUUGUUCAACAUAAUCGUAAAUUAGUUCUUGAACAAAUUGUAACAACACUUGCAGCUAUUGCUGAUACAGUUGCACAAGAUUUUUCACCUUAUUAUGAUCGAUUUAUGCCACAAUUAAAAUAUUUAUUUAAAAAUGCAAUUACACCUGAUUAUCGAAUGUUACGUGGUAAAACAAUGGAAUGUAUUAGUUUAAUUGGUUUAGCUGUUGGCAAAGAAAAAUUUAUAAAUGAUUGUUAUGAAAUAAUGCAAGAAUUAGUUAAAAGUCAAGUUGAUUUUGAAAAUUUAGGAAAUGAUGAUCCACAAGUAUCAUAUUUAAUUGGUGCUUGGACACGUAUAUGUAAAAUAUUAGGAAAAGAUUUUGAACAAUAUUUACCGAUUGUUAUGGGAUCUGUUCUUAAAGCAGCUGCAUUUAAACCUGAAGUAACUGUAAUUAAUGAUGGAGAUAAUGAUAUUGAAGAAGAUGAAAAUUGGGAAGUACUUAAUGUUGGUGAUCAAGCUUUUGGAAUAAAAACAACAGGUCUUGAAGAAAAAGCAAGUGCUUGUUCAAUGCUUGUUUGUUAUGCUAAAGAAUUAAAAGAAGGUUUUGUUAAUUAUGUUGAAGAAACAACUAAAUUAAUGGUUCCACUUCUACGAUUUUAUUUUCAUGAAGGUGUUCGUGCUGCAGCUGCUGAAUCUUUACCACAUUUACUUGAUUGUGCAAAAUUACGUGGUGAUGAUUAUGUUCGUCAAAUGUGGCAAUAUAUGAAUAAAGAAUUAUUUAAAGCAAUUGAAAUUGAACCUGAUCAUGAAGUACUUGGAGAAUUAUUUUCAUCAUUAGGCAAAUGUAUUGAAACAUUAGGUGUAUCAAGUUUAACAUCAGAUGAAUUAAAAGAAUUAACAACAAUACUUGAUAAUCAUCUUAAAAAACAUUUUGAACGUUCAAAUGAACGUAUUGAAAAACGACGUGAUGAAGAUUAUGAUGAAGAAACUGAAGAAGAAAUGGUUGAAGAAGAUGAUUUUGAUUCAUAUAUAUUAAAUCGUUUAUCGGAUAUAAUUCAUUCAUUAUUAGUAACAUAUACAGAUUCAUAUUUAGUUUAUUUUGAUACAUUAGUACCACAUUUUUAUGCUCUUAUACAACCAACACGUUCAAUAUCAGAUCGUCAAUGGGCAUUAUGUGUAUUUGAUGAUGUUAUACAAUUUACUGGUACACAUUCACAUCGUUAUACACAAUUUUUUCUUUCACCUAUGGCUGAAAGUCUUGCUGAUCCAGCAGCUGAAAUUCGUCAAGCUGCUGCUUAUGGAUUUGGUGUAAUGGGUAUGAAUGGUGGUCCUGUUUAUGCACGUGCAUGUGCUGAAGCAUUACCACGUUUAUUUACAAUGAUAAGUGCAUCGAAUAGUCGUAUACCUGAAAAUAAUACAGCAACUGAAAAUGCAAUUAGUGCUGUUACAAAAAUAUUAAAAUAUAAUAAUUCAUGUGUUGAUAAUCUUGAUAAACUUCAUCAAGUUUGGUUGUCUUGGCUUCCAAUUCAUGAAGAUACUGAAGAAACACCUUAUGUUUAUGGUUAUUUAUGUGAUUUGAUUGAAUCAAAUAAUCCGGUGAUUAUUGGACAAGAUAAUUCCAAUGUACCAAAUGUGAUUAAAUUAUUUGCAGAUGCAUUUGCUAAAUCAUCAAUUGAAGUUAAUUCAGUUGUUGGUCAACGUAUGAUACUUAUUUUACGACAUACAAUUCCAACAAUUUUUCAAACAUGUAUGAAUGUUUUAACUAAUGAUGAACGUCAAGCAUUAGCAAAUGCAUUAAAUUCCAAACCACCUACACAAAAUCAUCAAAUUGGAUCUACAACUCAUAUAAUUAAUCAUCAUGCUAGUGUUUAA
This is a messenger RNA of Rotaria sordida, 3369 nucleotides long. NCBI's taxonomy places the organism in Eukaryota, Metazoa, Rotifera, Eurotatoria, Philodinida, Philodinidae. The record is from the annotation of a GenBank genome assembly.